AAUGAAUCACUUCAACGCGGGGCUGGGGUGUGAGGUGUUGUGUUUGUCCCAGGCAAGAGCACAAACACCUCAGGACUCAUUAGAAAUGCCAGGGGCGGGGGCUGUGGCUGGAGCGCAUGGGUUCAUCCUAGCAGCAGCCUCGCAGCCCAUUUUCCAUGUAUUAGACCUCAGAAAGUGCCGGGCUCUGCCCUCUCAGACUCCAAAGGAAAGUUUGAGGUUUUACAUUUCUGUUUGUGGUACAGGAAAAGGCGUACGAUCUGAGGGCUUGAUUCAGUGAAAUAACAUUGCCUUCAUACACAUUUGCUUCGCAAGGAGGGCAGGAGUUGCAAGCAACCGUUGUGAAAUGUUAAAGAUUUUCUGGCAGAGGGAAAAGGAUUUUUUUUCUCUCCCUCCCUGCGGAGGAAAAACAGUUCUAACGAGGAGUUACUUUGUAGUUUUAACUCCCAUUCAAAUCUGAGCUGCGGUGGACCCCCUACGACAUCUGGCUCUGCUUGGUGGGACCCUUCUGGGCUCUCCCUCGCCCUCCAAGCCCUGCACUCAUGAGCUCGCAGAGAAGAGUCUUCCCCAGAAGGGAGCCGGGGACUCAUGAAGUGGUGGCUAAGCCCAGUUCAGCUGCCUCCCGUCCGCUUAGGGCUAGAGACCAGGAAAGGAAGAAGAGCAGCUUUACUUCCUCUUUGAGGAUGGAGCCACACAGCCGUUCUGCAAAGAGCCGAAAAUCCACCAAGUUCCGGUCCAUCUCCCGCUCCCUGAUCCUCUGUAACGCCAGGACCGGGGACGAUGGCUCCAGCCCUGAUGAGAAGUACCCCGAGCCCUUUGAGACUCUACUGGGCCAUGGAGAGGAGGGGAGUUUCCACUCUUCUGUGCAGCUGGCAGACACAUCAGAGGCCAUACUGACCUUGGAAGCUGCUCAGCUCCAAGCAGCUGGGAAUGACCGAGGCAAGAGCUGUAGGAGAAUGUUCUUCAUGAAGGAAUCAUCCACAACGUCCUCUAGAGAAAAGCCUGGAAAACCAGAAGCACUGAGUAGUAACUUCCUUUUUCCUAAAGGCUGCCACCAGAGGGCCCGCAGCAACUCCACCAGCGUUAACCCCUAUUGCACAGGAGAGAGUGACUUUCCCAUGAGCAGGAAAUCAGCAGCUUCUACAGACAGGCAGCCGAGCUCCCUCUGCAGCGACAGGAAGUCCCUCUCCCAGCAGCUGGACUGGCCUGCGGGAAAGGCUGCGGGCCCAUUGAGACCGACACGGUCGCUGAGUACAGCUCAGCUCGGGCAGCCAUCGGCAGGCUUGCAGGCUUCAGUUAUCUCCAACAUCGUGCUGAUGAAGGGCCAGGCCAAGGGCCUGGGAUUCAGCAUCGUUGGGGGACAGGACAGCAUUUAUGGCCCCAUUGGGAUUUAUGUCAAAACCAUCUUUGCAGGUGGAGCAGCGGCAGCUGAUGGAAGGCUACAAGAAGGUGAUGAAAUUCUGGAGCUCAAUGGAGAAUCUAUGGCUGGGCUGACUCAUCAGGGUGCUUUGCAGAAGUUCAAGCAAGCCAAAAAGGGGCUGCUCACACUCACAGUGCGCACUCGCCUGACAGCGCCCCCCUCCCUGUGUGGCCACCUGUCACCCCCGCUGUGCCGCUCCCUGAGCUCCAGCACCUGUGUCGCCAAGGAGGGCGGUGGCCCCUUCACUGUGGACAGCCCCAAGCCUCCUGCCAGCACCGCCAAGCCCAGUUACAGAAUCAUGGUGGAGGUGUCCCUGAAGAAAGAGGCCGGUGUGGGCCUGGGCAUCGGCCUGUGCAGCGUCCCCUACUUCCAGUGCAUCUCGGGGAUCUUCGUGCACACGCUGUCACCAGGGUCUGUAGCUCAUCUGGAUGGACGGCUGCGGUGUGGAGAUGAGAUUGUGGAAAUCAAUGACUCCCCUGUGCACUGCAUGACACUCAAUGAAGUCUAUGGGAUCCUGAGUCACUGUAAUCCUGGUCCUGUUCCCAUCAUCGUCAGCCGACAUCCAGACCCCCAGGUCUCUGAACAGCAACUCAAGGAAGCUGUGACUCAAGCUGUGGAGAACAUCAGGUUCGGAAAGGAGAGGCACCAGUGGAGUUUGGAAGGUGUCAAGAGGUUGGAGAGCAGCUGGCAUGGUCGGCCCACCAUGGAGAAGGAGCGGGAGAAGACCUCGGCCCCCACGUUCCGCAGGGCGCAGAGGGCCAUGGUCCGCUCCAGCAGUGACAGCAGCUACAUGUCAGGGUCGCCAGGGGGCAGUCCCUGCAGUGGCAGCGCUGAGCAGCAGCACUCCUGCUCUGAAGGCAGCACACACAGCCCAGACCCGGCCCCGGGGCUGCGCCAGGAGAGCCCAGCCCUGCCCAGUGGUCUCAAUGGCCACUCGCCACUGAAGCUGAAGAAGUCCUUUGAGAUCCUGGUGAGAAAGCCCACAUCCUCCAAGCCCAAGCCUCCACCCAGAAAAUACUUCAAAAGCGACAGUGAGCCCCAAAAGAGUCUGGAAGACAAGGACAACUCCUCAGGCCCUUCUGGGCACAGUUCACCCACCUGUGGCCAGGAAGGCAGCGAGCUACUGCCACUGCCACUGCCACCGGAAGACACCACGGGGAGAGCCCCCAGUACUGUCGCCAGCUGCCCAGGACCUGCAGUCAGCCCACAGGCCCUGUUCUCCUCAGAGGGUGAGCCAGGGAGGAGAGUCAGUCCAGUGACACCAGGAUCCCCCAUAAAACCCCGGCUGCUGAAGAGGCAGGCUCGAAUGAACUGUAGUUUUGACACCACCACUGAAGACCCCUGGGUUAGGAUUUCUGACUGCAUCAAAAACUUAUUCAGCCCCAUCAUGAGUGACAGCCAUGGCCACAUGCCACUGCAGCCCAGUGUCAGCCUGGGUGAAGACAGCACACAGAGUCUUCCGGAUGGGAGCCCUCCCAGGCUGGACACUGCCAAUGGUGCACCCAGGGUUUACAAGUCAGCUGACAACAGCACUGUGAAGAAGGGGCCACCUGUUGCCCCCAAGCCGGCUUGGUUUCGUCAGAGUUUGAAAGGUCUGAGGACUCGAGCUGCAGACCUGAGACGGCUUCCUGACUCAGCCUUGUCCACCCAGCCAACCCCUGCUUCCAGAGAGUCCCCCGGGGCACUCCCACGGACCACCUCCUCCAUCAAACAGAGAAUCAGCUCCUUUGAAACCUUUGGCUCCUCUCAGCUGCCAAAUAGAGCAGUCCAGAGACUGAGCCUCCAGUCCUCUUCUGGGGAGGCCCCCAAGCCUCCCGGGAAGCAAGAGGGAGGCCGGGCUUCCAGCCUGUUGGUUCGAGGGGCUCCAAUUUCUGCCGAGCACAGGCAGCCAGGGCAGGAGCAGGUGUCCCCAGGUUUUCUUGUGGCCUCAGAGGCCCACACCAUAGGUGUGAUCACAUCCCCUCCCACAGGGCAGCAGCCUGCUCUGAAAACUGUCUCCACUGCCCCUGACCCUCUCAUGGGGCUGCUGGGCACACAGAGGGAGGACACUCCAGGCCACAUCCUCAAGAUGCCCAGUCAGCGAGCACGGAGCUUCCCUCUGACCCGGACCCAGUCCUGCGAGGCGAGGCUGCUGGACGAGAAGACCAGCAAGCUCUAUUCCAUCAGCAGCCAGGUGUCCUCAGCUGUCAUGAAGUCCCUGCUGUGCCUCCCCUCUUCGUUCUCCUGCAGCCAGCCAGCUUGCAACCCCAAGGAAGGAGCCACUCCAAAGCUACUACCCAGUGAAAACUCUGCCACAGGGAGCUCCGAGUCUACAACCUUGGACACCGGAUUCUCGCUCAAUCUUUCAGAGCUGAGAGAAUACACAGAAGGUCUUGCUGAGCCCAAGGAAGCCGAAGAUGGGGAUCACAGCUCCUCUCAGUCUGGCCAGUCAGUCAUCUCUCUGCUGAGCUCAGAAGAGCUGGAAAAACUCAUCGAGGAAGUGAGAGUUCUGGAUGAAGCAACCUUGAAGCAACUGGACAGUAUCCAUGUCACUAUCUUGCACAAGGAGGAAGGAGCAGGCCUUGGGUUCAGCUUGGCAGGAGGGGCAGAUCUAGAAAACAAGUUGAUUACGGUUCACAGAGUGUUUCCGAAUGGGCUGGCCUCUCAAGAAGGGACAAUUCAGAGGGGCAAUGAGAUCCUCUCCAUCAACGGCAAGUCCCUCAAAGGGGCUACGCACAGUGAUGCCCUGGCCAUCCUCCGCCAAGCUCGGGACCCAAGACAAGCUGUGAUUGUCACACGACGGACGACCCUAGAGGCCACACCUGACCUGAACUCCUCCAUGGACCCUGCAAUAUCGGCUUCAGCAGCCAGUGAUGUUUCUGUGGACUCGACCACAGAGGCCACGGUAUGCACGGUGACACUAGAGAAGACGUCUGUGGGGCUGGGCUUCAGCCUGGAAGGAGGGAAGGGCUCACUGCAUGGAGACAAGCCUCUCACAGUCAACAGGAUUUUCAAAGGAGCAGCCUCAGAACAGAGCGAGACAAUCCAACCUGGAGAUGAAAUCCUGCAACUGGCUGGCACUGCUGUGCAGGGCCUCACACGAUUUGAAGCUUGGAACAUCAUCAAGGCUCUGCCCGAUGGGCCUGUCAGGAUUGUCCUCAAAAGGAAAAGUCUCCAGGUCAAGAAGUCCUCAGCUGCUGAGGACCUCUAGGGAGGGAGGGCGCUAACACAGAAGCCAAGGGCACACAGCCUCCAAAAUGCUGAUUCUCAGGGUCUCUGCUGCCCACCCCACCUGGCCUGGGCAAAGCCCAGGGGUGUAUCCUGCUGGCUGCUGUUCCAGUCUAGACCUUCUGGGACACCCCUCCCCCAUAAGGCUGUCCCAAUGUGAGGACAGGGUCACAAUGGGAUGGCUGAUAUAAACUUUAGACUGUGUAUACAGCUUAGUGAUGAUGUUAUGGUGCCAUAAUAAAAUGCA
This is a messenger RNA of Fukomys damarensis (Damara mole-rat), 4871 nucleotides long. RefSeq names its product interleukin 16 (gene Il16). Gene Ontology annotation, molecular function: cytokine activity; CD4 receptor binding. Gene Ontology annotation, biological process: induction of positive chemotaxis; leukocyte chemotaxis. The record is from RefSeq and is a predicted model, not a curated record. NCBI's taxonomy places the organism in Eukaryota, Metazoa, Chordata, Mammalia, Rodentia, Bathyergidae. The transcript has 19 exons. The coding region runs from base 540 to 4607 and encodes 1355 amino acids.